CACUGCGGAAGUUGUACGUUGAUUCUGGCCCGUCCAGCUGCAGGAACUUUGCCUUCGUUCCUUCACAACAAGAUGGACUGGAAUGAAGACGAUGGUGGCUGUCACCACGGACAUGGAGGUCAUUCUCACAGUCACGGGCCGAGAGCGGCGCACCCCUUCAUGACAGGUUUUCACGGACAGUUCGGCAAAAGCCCGGAUCAGACGAUGAACCUCAGCCAGCAGCCGAAGAAACGGUCGCACAUGGACGACAGCAGCAGUUGGGACAUAGUGAAGGCAACACAGUUUGGUAUCCUCGAGCGUUGUAAGGAGCUGGUGGAAGCCGGAUAUGACGUCAGGCAGCCGGACAAAGAGAACGUCACUAUGCUUCACUGGGCGGCCAUCAACAACCGCGUAGAGCUGGUGAAGUAUUAUAUGUCGAAAGGGGCGAUAGUUGAUCAGCUUGGAGGAGAUCUGAGCUCCACUCCUCUUCACUGGGCCAUAAGGCAGGGGCACCUCCCCAUGGUGAUCCAGCUGAUGAGAUACGGAGCAGAUCCCUCCAUCGCAGACGGAGAAGGCUACCGUGCUCUCCACCUCGCCAUCCUCUUCCAGCACAUGGCCAUAGCAGCUUAUCUUAUGGCUAAAGGACAGGAAGUCGAUGGGCCUGACUGUAACGGACAGACACCACUGAUGUUAGCAGCCCAAAAGAUUAUUGGACCCGAACCCACAAACUUCUUAAUCAAAAAUAAUGCCUCUGUCAGUGCUGUGGACAAAGUGAACAGGAACACUCCGCUGCACUGUGCCGUUUUGGCAGGAAACGUAGAGGCCGCCCACAUCCUGCUGGAGGCCGGGGCCAGCGUGGACGCAGAAAACAUCAACGGUCACACGCCCAUCGACUUGGCUCACCAAGUGCACAGCCCGCUGCUCAUCCACAUGCUCAACCACGUCAAACAGGAGAGGAUUCGCUCCAACUCGCGCUGCGUGCGGAUCGUCAACAGAUACAGGGUCUUUCUACAGUUUUUGCUCUGCACUGCCAUGCUUGGAAGCGUAGGCGCCAUAGUUGAUAUGAACUCAGAGUCCUGGCUGCUCAAAGGGAUCCUGCUUGCCUGUGUGAUAGGUGUGAUCAAUGUGGCCUCAAGGAACUUCCCAGGUCCAGCCUUUCAGUCUCUCCUACCUGCUACAACUCUCAUGGCCUCAAUCUUCUGGAUGCUCGUCACCUGGUGCCUCUGGUUCCUUCCAGAUGGACCCAGCGCCACAGUUCAGGUCUUGUUCACUCUGAAUGCCACUGCUCUGCUUUACUACUACUUCCGCACCUGCAGGACCGACCCAGGCUUCGUCAAGACAACCGAAGAAGAGAAGAAAAUGAAUGUGUUGGUGUUGGCUGAAGCCGGCUGUCUGGACCCCAGAAUAUUCUGCACUUCUUGCAUGGCAAAGAAGCCAAUGAGAACAAACCACUGCUUCUCCUGUGAUGCCUGUGUGGCGAAGCAGGACCACCACUCCGUCUGGACCAACGGCUGCAUCGGUGCGAGGAACCACCACUAUUUCGUCCUCUUUCUGUUCUCCCUCAUGAUGAUGGGAGCCUGGAUGUUCUACGGUUGUAUCGUAUACUGGUCGAUUCACUGCGUGCUGCACUAUGAGGAUCAGGGCCUGUGGGGAGUGGUCUCCGGCCUGGUCAGCUGCUCCCCAUGGCUGCUCAGCAUCCUCCUGCUGGCCUUCUAUCACGUCUGCUGGUCCGGCUUGGUCCUGGUGAUACAGCUCUACCAGAUCGCCUUCCUGGGACUGACCUCAGCCGAGAGGACGACCCUGACAUUCCACCAGAGGAAACUCCGGCAAUCUGUCUCCCUGAGACAGAAUCCAUACAAUCUGGGCGUGGUGAAGAACCUGGUGUCGUUCUUCCAGCUGCGUUGCUGCGGCCUCUUCAAACCGGCCGUCAUCGACUGGACGCAGCAGUUCCCGCCCGGCCGCGACCAGCCGAUGUUCGGCCACACCGACAUGGUCUGACCUCCCCGCCACGCCUCGCUCAGGGUCAACGGUCAGACUCUUACAGUGGUUCUGGACCAAAAGCACAAAGUGUAUUUAUUUAUUUUUUUAAUGGGUUGGCUCCUUGUGAAGAGAGACCACCGUAUCAGAAGUCGGGAAAACACAAAGCAUUGUGUAGAUAUUGUUGAAACGGAUGCUCUUUGUACAGACUGCUGCUGCCUUAUACUUGACCAAUGUAAGUGAGAUGAAAAUCACAAAUGUUUAAAUUUGGGUAAGGUUAAUCAAACCUUCAAACGCCUAAAUUGUGAUUGAAGUUUUGAGAUUUUUUUUUUUUUUUUUUAUGAACACAUCAAGCCUAUUUUGUAUCAUCUGUUCUGAGGAAAAAAAAGGAUCUUUGUACGCGUCAACAGCUGGUUUUAUGACUUUUGUAAAAGUUGCAUGUGUUUAAUAACGAAUGACCACUAUAUUACUUCAAUAAAGCAAUGUUGUGCCUGUCUUUUUAA
Messenger RNA from Acanthopagrus latus (yellowfin seabream), 2459 nucleotides. It is a transcript of the gene zdhhc13, whose product is annotated as zinc finger DHHC-type palmitoyltransferase 13. The transcript has 17 exons. The record is from RefSeq and is a predicted model, not a curated record. Gene Ontology annotation, molecular function: protein binding; palmitoyltransferase activity. The coding region runs from base 73 to 1977 and encodes 634 amino acids. Gene Ontology annotation, cellular component: Golgi membrane. Gene Ontology annotation, biological process: protein palmitoylation. Lineage: Eukaryota; Metazoa; Chordata; Actinopteri; Spariformes; Sparidae.